Molecule: messenger RNA, 1524 nt
Organism: Ostreobium quekettii
Lineage: Eukaryota; Viridiplantae; Chlorophyta; Ulvophyceae; Bryopsidales; Ostreobiaceae
Source: the annotation of a GenBank genome assembly
AUGCCAUUGGGGUACGCAAAAAUCGCGCUGGGCUGCCGUGCCUUCGACGCUGCGCCGAGCUACCGCCCCAGCUCGGGCUACAACUCGCAGCACUGGACCACCAACGCGGGCCAGCCAGUGUGGAACAACAACUCCUCGCUGACGGUGGGCGCCCGGGGGCCCAUCCUGCUGGAGGACUACCACCUGCUGGAGAAGCUCGCACAGUUCGACCGCGAGAGGAUCCCGGAGCGGGUGGUGCAUGCGAGGGGCGCAGCAGCCAAAGGAUUUUUCGAGGUCACGCAUGACAUCUCUCAUCUCACAUGUGCCGACUUUCUUCGAGCGCCCGGAGUGCAGACACCUGUCAUCGUUCGCUUCUCGACUGUGAUUCACGAGCGGGGCUCACCAGAGACUAUCCGCGACCCAAGAGGGUUUGCAGUAAAGUUCUACACGCGCGAGGGGAACUUCGACCUUGUGGGCAACAACUUCCCGGUGUUUUUUAUCCGCGAUGGCAUCAAGUUCCCUGACAUGGUCCAUGCUCUGAAGCCCAACCCAAGGUCCCACAUACAGGAGAAUUGGCGUAUUAUGGACUUCUUUUCGCACCACCCUGAGAGCCUGCACAUGUUCACAUUCCUGAACGAUGAUGUUGGUAUCCCUCUCAACUACCGCCACAUGGAGGGUUUUGGCGUCCACACAUUCAAGCUCAUGAGCCGAGAGGGAAAGGACACAUAUGUCAAGUUCCAUUGGAAGCCAUUGUGCGGUGUGAAGUGUCUGAUGGACGACGAGGCAGUGGUGGUGGGCGGCAAGAACCACAGCCACGCCAGUCAGGACCUGUACGACUCCAUCGCGGCGGGCGACUACCCGGAGUGGCAGCUGCUGGUGCAGCUCAUGAACCCUGCCGAUGAGGACAAGUUUGACUUCGACCCGCUGGACGUCACGAAGACGUGGCCCGAGGAUCUGUUCCCGCUGCAGCCCGUGGGCCGGCUGGUCCUCAACCGCAACGUGGACAACUUCUUCAACGAGAACGAGCAGCUGGCGUUCUGCCCCGCCCUCGUGGUGCCCGGCAUAGCGCACUCCGACGACAAGCUGCUGCAGACGCGCAUCUUCAGCUACGCCGACACGCAGCGCCACCGCCUGGGCCCCAACUACCUCAUGCUGCCUGCCAACGCGCCACAGUGCGUCCAUCACAACAACCACCACGACGGGUUCAUGAACUUCAUGAAGCGCGACGAGGAGGUCAACUACUUCCCAUCCAGGUCCGACCCGGUGCGCCACGCCGACCCGUACCCCAUGGUGCGCCAGAGCCUCAGCGGCCGGCGCGAGAAGGCCAUCAUCCCCAAGGAGAACAACUUCGCGCAGCCGGGUGAGCGCUACCGCUCUUGGGACCCCGCCCGCCGGGAGCGCUUCCUGCAGCGCAUGGCCGACAUGCUGCUGGAUCCGCGGUGCACCAGGGAGGUGCGCCGCGUGUGGCUGGGCUACUGGUCGCAGUGCGACGUGCAGCUGGGACAGAAACUCGCCGCCCGGCUGCAGGCGCAGGCGGCCCUGUGA